CACAAUUAAAUCCUUCAUCCCCAUAAAUCAUUAUCCCACUACAAUUAUGAGGACUAACCUUAAACCACCAGCAAUCAUUUGGGUCAGUUUCUCUCUCCUACUAUCCCUCCCAAUUCCAUCACUACAACAGACACCAGUCAACAACCAGGCCUUUCCCGGUGGCAUAAGGCUACAAAAUGCCUAUAUAGCCCUUGAAGCAUGGAAAAAGUCAAUAACCUCGGACCCAAACGGGUUCACCUCAAAUUGGAAGGGUCAUGAUGUGUGUAGCUACAACGGAGUUUAUUGUGCAACAUCACCUGAUGACUCUUACGUUAAGACAGUUGCAGGGAUCGAUCUUAAUCACGCAAACAUCUCCGGUUAUUUACCCGAAGAACUCGGCCUUUUAACUGAUCUCGCCCUCUUACACCUUAACUCAAACCGCUUCUUUGGUGUCAUACCUUCUUCUUUUGCUCAUUUUAAGCUCCUACAUGAGCUUGACGUGAGUAACAACUUGUUUUGUGGACAAUUCCCUAAGGUUCUUUUAUGUCUUCCUUCCCUUAAAUUCCUCGAUAUUCGUUACAAUCAUUUCGAUGGUUCCAUCCCCUCAGCCGUGUUUGACUUAAAACUCGACGCUCUUUUCCUAAACAACAACAACUUCUCCUCCACAAUUCCUAAAAACAUCGCCAACUCCUCUGUUUCGGUUCUCGUUGUUGCUAAUAACAACCUCAACGGGUGUUUCCCAACGGAAAUCACGAAAAUGGGAGCAACUCUACAGGAGAUUAUUCUCAUGAACACCGGGCUUAAAGGGUGUUUGCCUUCGAGCAUUGGGGAGUUAAAGCAAGCCACGGUUUUCGACGUUAGCAACAAUGAUCUAACCGGGACAUUGCCGGAGAGUAUGGGGAAAAUGGAGAGCUUAGAGCAGUUAAACGUCGCACAUAACAAGUUUUAUGGAGAAAUACCAACCAGCAUUUGUAGUUUGCCUAAGUUGGAGAACUUCACGUACGCAAACAAUUAUUUUUGUGGAGAGCCAAUUCAGUGUAAGAGGGUGCAGGAUAAGGAUGAUAACUAUAAUUGUCUUCCUUUAAGACCAUUUCAACGUUCUCUUGAAGAAUGUACACGCUUCUUAGUACACCCCCCAAAUUGCAACUCUUUUGGUUGUCCAGGAAGUCCACUGCCACGGCCAACACCACCAUCACCACCAAUGAAAUAUAUUCCACACGUUCAAGUUCAACUACCAUAUAUUAAUACACCUUAGAAUUGUGUACAAGUUAUAUUAUUAUGUGUUGUCCAGCUAGUUAUUAGUUUAAACUACCAUUUAAUUUGGGAUUAUUUUAACCAAGAAAAAGUAAAAGGGUGGUGGGGGGGAAUGCUAUGGAAUGAAAAGGUCAAUGUUGGUUUGCAAAUACAUUGGUGUGUUAUAAUAUUUUUUUGGUUUCUUCGUAGAAGGAGGUUGUCUCCUAUAUUUUGAUAUUAAUAAGAAUUUAAUGUAAAUACAUGAACUAUCAAUUACUGGCCGGCCUAUUUUUUUUUUUUUUUAGGACUGGGAUACUCUUCUUUAUUGUUUUUAAUGUAUUUGCGGUGGUUAGUUAGCUUGGUUGUCUUGUUUGUUAGAAUUGGGGUCCGUUGUUUUUGGUUGUUGUCUUUGGGUGCUUAAUUUCUUGGCGAAAUUGGGUUUUAAUUAGUGCAAUGCAGGUGUAUGUGUGUAUGCCUCAAGUGGAUGAAAGGGAUGUGGUUCUUGGUUUUUUUAGUUGGGUGUGUGUUUAGUUCUUGGUUUUAGGAGGAUUGUAGGCUCUCUGUGAUGUUCGGGAUUAAUGUCCUUGGGAUGGAAGGUGAAGGAGAUGGCCUUUUCGAAUAUGGUUUGCCUCCUAUUAGGGUGAGUUUAUCCCAAGUUUUAAGGUGAGUCUCAAGUCUAAGUCUUAGGAUAUUUUGGUAAAAGAUUACAACAAGUCUUGAAGUGAGCUUAAAAAUCCAAAAUUCACUCAAGACUCACUCAAUACUCCACUUUUCCCCCAACCAAAUCAAAUAUAAUUAUACCACAUCAUCAUACUUUAUCCUAUUUAAUUAUCUUUUUUUAGGAGCUUAGUUGAGUCUGGAGCGAGUCUGGGAAUAAUUUGUAAAAAUAGGGAGAGUCUUGUGUGAGUCUGAAUAAUGAAAAAGUUACUGAGUGGAAAAGUCAGAUCGAAGAUGGGAAGUGAGUCUGAGGGAUAAACUCACCCUUAGGUUCUGUUGGUUUGGUGGAUUGAUGAAUUUCAAGUCUUGGUCUCUAGUCGUGGUGUCUGUUGACUUGAAAGGUUCAAGUCAAAUAGUAUGUGGAGAGGGUUCUUUUUUGAACUCUCGAUUUAGCUUGAUUGGCAAUGGUGUUGAUUGCCUUCUAAAAAUGUUGAGGGUUCAUAGCACUCCAAGGAGUCUAAGUCCCUUUGAGGAGAGACAUACAAUAUCCUGUGUUAAGGGUACCAAGUCACAAGUUAUUGUGACUCUGUUUGACAUCGCGCAAUCAGGCUGGGUUGAAUCAAUCCUACCACUCCUUCCAUCUCCUAAAUCUCGCGGUUAGUCUUUUGUUGAGUUAUGUUUGGCCAUCCAAGGAACUUCAUUAUCCAUGUCUUUUCCCCAAUUGCAUCCCAAGCGUCAUGGUUAUCGGAUAGCAAUGAUAUGGUUGUUUUUGCAGGUGUUAUGUCCAAAUCAGGCAAGCGUGGUUCGCUUAUAGCAGCCGAGCAUCCUCGAUCAAAAUAAUACUAAGCUUAUGUUGAUAUUU
Spinacia oleracea (spinach) is the source of this 2731-nucleotide messenger RNA. Its product is annotated as leucine-rich repeat extensin-like protein 6. Gene Ontology annotation, molecular function: protein binding. Lineage: Eukaryota; Viridiplantae; Streptophyta; Magnoliopsida; Caryophyllales; Amaranthaceae. The record is from RefSeq and is a predicted model, not a curated record. Bases 47 to 1234 code for a protein of 395 amino acids. The transcript has a single exon.